UUCAUUCAAGGAAGAAGAAAAGCCUCCCAAACAAAGCUGAGUUAGCGAUUUAGAGGUGCUGAUCUCAGAAGAGUGUCUAGAGCGCACACUUUCAGGGCUAGUUGUAUGUUUCCCGAUACGCAUCUGUGAAGCAGGCGCCUGUUCUUGACAGUUGUCAUAUGUCCGUGGCACAUAACGCUACAGCCAAACUCCUCCUGACAUGCACAGCACAGACUGACUCCAAACAGGCCAGGCUACACAUACAGCCGAGAAUCUCUUGGUUAGAUUAUGCUAACGUGUUUCAUGUAAAGGUUUUCCGACAUAUGACAAGAUUACUGGGCCCUACUCCACCAAGCCCUAUCUGCAGCACUUUAGGCCUAUAAAGUGCUUUCCCACCAAAUCACCUGUGAUAAUGUCCCUCCUUGUUGUCUCGCUGCCCAUGGUUGUCAUAGUGACAGUUCGUUAUGGUGCGGAUUUGUUAGCUUUCUGCCGACAGCUGUUCAACCAGGCUGUGAAGCUCACGCGUGGUCACCCGACAGUGAGCAUAGACAAGACCCAUGCCUUUGUUUUCUCCAACUGCACCCAUGGCCAAGUUGACAGCGUGCUGGAGACUUUCCACCUGUACAGCGACUCACACCCGUCUCUGUGCAUUGGCCAAGAGAAAGGUGAGUUUCUGGACGAGGUUAUGAGUAAUGCUGCCCCAAGGCUGGUGCUGGAGCUAGGGAUGCAUUGUGGGUACUCGUCGGUGCGCAUCCUGCGUCUGCUAGGCCCUGCUGGCAGGCUUCUUGCUGUAGAGCAGGAUCCUGAGACGGCCGAUAAAGGGGAAGAAAUCAUCCUAGUGGCUGGCUUCAAACACCCACAGUUCCAGGUGUUGACAUGUCCCUCAGCAGUGGCCAUUGCUGGGCUACAGGCCCACAUGGGUGACGCCCAGGGCCUAGAUCUGAUUCUGAUGGACCACGACGUGGAGCAGUACCUACCAGACCUGCUGGCCCUGGAGAAGUGGGGUGUCCUUUCCCCGGGCUGUGUGCUUCUGGUCAACGGCAUCUUCUGCACGGAGGCAAGACCCUUCCUGGAGCACAUCCAGGCCCGGCCACUGUGCUACACCCAGCGCAGGCAGCUACAGGGGCUGAUGGAACUGACCUGGAACAGGGCAUCGGACGUGUGUUAGAGGGAUGAGAGGCGGGAACAGGGCAUCGGACAUGUGUUAGAGGCAUUAGAGGCAUUAGAGGCUGGAUGAAUUCCUGGACUCUACUAAUGCUCCAGACUGCUUAUGGGCGCUGCUGCUGCUCGUGUGCGCUGCAAUAAAGUGAUAAGAUGCUCUAAAGCAAAAAAGUAUUAUGAAACUGAGGUUUUAUUUUUCGCCAACACUGAGGUUUGUUUGCCAGUUCCUACAUGACUGCUUCUGUAUUAGUUUUAGUACAGAUGUGUAGAAAUUAUUUGAUGUGGGUAUCUACUCCUGAGCCACUGAGUGCAUGCUGUCAUUAAAGUGGAAUGACCUUAA
Messenger RNA from Alosa alosa (allis shad), 1480 nucleotides. Its product is annotated as catechol O-methyltransferase-like. Gene Ontology annotation, biological process: developmental process; dopamine metabolic process; catecholamine catabolic process. The record is from RefSeq and is a predicted model, not a curated record. Gene Ontology annotation, molecular function: catechol O-methyltransferase activity. The transcript has 4 exons. NCBI's taxonomy places the organism in Eukaryota, Metazoa, Chordata, Actinopteri, Clupeiformes, Clupeidae. Bases 392 to 1147 code for a protein of 251 amino acids.